This is a messenger RNA of Maylandia zebra (zebra mbuna), 1017 nucleotides long. Lineage: Eukaryota; Metazoa; Chordata; Actinopteri; Cichliformes; Cichlidae. The record is from RefSeq and is a predicted model, not a curated record.
AUGUGUUUUUCAUUAAAAGGUGUGAUCAGAUUAACUGGAUCUGGAUCGACUCGAUGUUCUGGCAGAGUUGAAGUUUAUCACAGUAACAGCUGGGGAACAGUCUGUGAUGAUGGCUGGGACUUAAAUGAUGCUGAGGUGGUUUGCAGACAGUUAAACUGUGGGUCUGCACUACAAACUCCUCGAACAGCUUACUUUGGUGCAGGAACUGGACAGAUUUGGCUUAACAAUGUGACCUGUUCAAGAAGUGAAAGUUCUCUUAUUGGGUGUCAACACAGUGGAUUUGGAUCAAACACAUGUGAACAUGGUCAGGAUGCUGCUGUCAUCUGUUCAGAUGCAAUCAGACUAGUUGGAUCUGGAUCAACUCGAUGCUCUGGCAGAGUUGAAAUUUACUACAAUAACAGCUGGGGAACAGUCUGUGAUGAUCGCUGGGACUUAAAUGAUGCUGAGGUGGUUUGCAGACAGAUAAACUGUGGGUCGGCACUACAAGCUCCUCCGUCAGCUCACUUUGGUGCAGGAACUGGACAGAUUUGGCUUGAUGAGGUGACCUGUUCAGGAAAUGAAAGUUCGCUAACUACGUGUGUACACAAUCAAUUUGGAUCACACAACUGUGAUCACAGGGAGGAUGCUGGUGUCAUCUGUUCAGGCUGUUCCAAUGUGAUCAGAUUAGUUGGAUCUGGAUCAACUCGAUGCUCUGGCAGAGUUGAAAUUUACUACAAUAACAGCUGGGGAACAGUCUGUGAUGAUGGCUGGGACUUAAAUGAUGCUGAGGUGGUUUGCAGACAGAUAAACUGUGGGACAGCACUCGAGGCUCUUCCGUCAACUCACUUUGGUGCAGGAACUGGACAGAUUUGGCUUGAUGAGGUGACCUGUUCAGGAAAUGAAAUGGAUUUGGAUCAAACAAUUGUGGACAUUUUGAGGAUGCUGCUGUCAUCUGUUCAGCUGAGUGUCAACACAGUGGAUUUGGAUCAAACAGAUGUGAACAUGGUCAGGAUGCUGCUGUCAUCUGUUCAGGUGUGA